Messenger RNA from Brassica rapa (field mustard), 2385 nucleotides. Its product is annotated as fucosyltransferase 2. Lineage: Eukaryota; Viridiplantae; Streptophyta; Magnoliopsida; Brassicales; Brassicaceae. Gene Ontology annotation, cellular component: Golgi apparatus; membrane. Gene Ontology annotation, biological process: xyloglucan biosynthetic process; cell wall biogenesis. The record is from RefSeq and is a predicted model, not a curated record. Gene Ontology annotation, molecular function: galactoside 2-alpha-L-fucosyltransferase activity.
AUGUCAAAAUCAUAUUCUCUGCUUGGAGGACUACUUGUGUCUGGUUUCAACAAAGAUUCUUGCAUGAGUAGAUACCAAUCUCAACCUUCACCGUAUAAACCUUCUUUGUAUCUCCUUUCAAAGCUUAGAGCUUAUGAAGAGCUUCACAAACGAUGUGGACCAGGAACCAGACCAUAUACCAACGCUGAAAGACUGCUUAAACCGAAACAAAUCGGUGAUUUAGACUCAGAAGGAUGCAAGUAUGUUGUGUUGAUGGAGUUUAGUGGAUUAGGCAACAGGAUUAUAAGUAUUGCCUCAGCGUUUCUGUGUGCAAUGUUGACAGAUAGAGUCUUGGUCGUUGAAGGAGGAGAGCAGUUCGCUGAUCUAUUAUUCUGGGAACCGUUCCUAGACACCACUUGGUUGUUACCAAAAGACUUCACAUUAGCUAAUCAGUUUAGUGGCUUUGCUCAAAACUCAGCUCAUUUCCAUGGAGAUAUGCUGAAGAGGAAACUGAUCAGUGUCUUGUCUCAUCUUUACAUCCAUCUAGCUCAUGACUACAACGACCAUGACAAAAUGUUCUUCUGUGAAGAAGAUCAGAGUUUACUAAAGAGUGUGCCGUGGUAUCACUUGGGUCGUUACCUUUUCCAUCCUUCAAACAAUGUGUGGGGACUAAUCACAAGGUACUACUAUAAAGCUUACUUAGCCAAAGCUGAUGAGAAGAUAGGUCUUCAGAUAAGAGUCUUUGAUGAGAAAACAGGUGUAUCUCCACAAGUCACAAAGCAGAUCAUUUCUUGCGUUCAAAGCCAAGAAGUGUUACCAAAACUGAUCAAACCAGGAGAAGAACAAAAGCAGCCAUCAGAAGAGGUUAAACUCAAAGCUGUGUUGGUCACUUCUUUAACAACAGGAUUUGAGAUCUUGAAAACAAUGUACUGGGAGAAUCCAACGGUAACUAGAGAUGUGAUUGGAAUACAUCAGCCAAGUCACGAAGGACAUCAAAGCUAAUGCAUAACAGGAAAACUUGGGGCAAUGUACUUAUUGAGCUUGACUUAUAAGUUGGUUAUUAGUGCUUGGUCUAUUUGGGUUAUGUAUAAGCAAGAGAAUCAAACCGAUAUGAUGAAUCCUCCUUGUGGUAGAGCUAUGUCACCAGGUCCUUGUUUCCAUGCUCCUCCUUACUAUUAUGAUUGCAAAACAAAUAAGCGAUCUGACACGGGUGACGUCGUUAAGCACGUGAGAUACUGUGAGGAUAUAAGCUGGGGAUGGGGACUUAAGCUUGUUGACAACUCAUAACUUGAAGACAAAACAGUGUAAAGUUUUUUUUUUUAAGACAGUGGAUGAUCAUGUUUGGACUAAUUCCCAAGAUGUUGAUGUUCUUUUAUGAGUGGUUUCUUUAGACAUAGAAUGAGCAUGUUGAGAGCUCUACAAGAAAUUCACCUUUCUCUCUCCUUCUUAUCGUCUCCCCCUUCCCGUCGCUUCUCCUUCUGAGUCAACUCGGUCGACCGGCGCGUGGUGGCUUGUUUAGCACCGGCGCCGGUUCCAAACCUUCAUUUUCUUUCAAGUUCUUUCUGUGGUAGUUCGGUGUGCGACUUAGGGUUCGUUUUGUGAGUGAUGUGCUUCUUCCAAAUCGACAUAUACUCUCAGAUCUGUGUAGAUUUCUUAGAUAAAAGCUCCGGAUCUUAUGAUUAACGGUGUGGUCUAGCUACAAAACCUGUUGUCUAAGAAUAUCUGUCUAGAUCUGUGUAGUUUUGUUGAUUUUGCAUAUCCCUCUUGCUUUCGGUUACGUCUUCACAUUUACAGGUUUCAGUUGUGUUGUUAGAGUUUGCUAUGGAUCCCGUCUAAUCCAUCCUUCUGCCGUUUGUGGCCUGUGCGUGUUGUUUAUGGAUUGGUGGGCUUGGCUCAUAGUUGUUUGUUCAGAUCUCGUGGAGAUUUGUUGUGUGGCUUCAUACCUAGGCGUUCAACAGUCGCGUUCGACUAAGCCGUUUCCGGGGGUUUGGUGAUUGAAUCGAAGGAGGUUCUCGCUUGCCGGUCUAUGGAGUUCGUGUUGCUUGGUUCUUGAGGAGUGUCCUCGUUGUUUCUAGGAGAAAGUGGUUUUGCGGUGGUUUGGCCGAGGGCAAUCCCGCUAAACAGUCUCAUAGGUUCUCUUGAUGCCUGCCAUACCUGUUCGGCGGAGAGUAUUACCGCUAGCUUGAAACCUAAUUGCUUAGCUUAAGUUUGUAGUUUGUACUCGCCCUUUAAUGUUGGGUUCGUUUGGGCAUUUGCUUCCCCUGCGUGGGAUCUCGUUUCCGAGGAUAUUUCUUUAUCCGUCAGCUUAGCUAACCACGAAUUAAUCAUGUGUUCGUUGGUCUUUGUUGGUGUUGUAUCAGUUGUUGAUGAAUAUCUAUAAAAUCAAUCUUUGACGGGAAAAAAAAA